This is a messenger RNA of Aspergillus ruber CBS 135680, 1944 nucleotides long. RefSeq names its product putative trehalose synthase (Ccg-9) (gene ccg9). Gene Ontology annotation, molecular function: glycosyltransferase activity. NCBI's taxonomy places the organism in Eukaryota, Fungi, Ascomycota, Eurotiomycetes, Eurotiales, Aspergillaceae. The transcript is spliced from 5 exons. The record is from RefSeq and is a predicted model, not a curated record. Bases 1 to 1944 code for a protein of 647 amino acids.
AUGGACUCGAUAUCGACCGUAGCCCUCGCGAUUCGAGACACAACAUAUCUGCUAGACUUCAUCCAGCGCGACAUGUCCGCCGGCGAGACGGGUCCCAGCCAUGUUGUCAUCACCAAUUACGUUCUCUCCCGGCUGAGGCGGUUCACGGACGAACACUCAGACAAAUUCAUGGGCCUGGCAAUGCCACAGCGCGUGGCUACGCUCUAUCCGGAGCUUUGUUCGCGUCUGUGGACAGAACUCGAUGUCAUUCCGUUGGUACUUCCUGAAGAGCGGCACCUUCAAGAGCGGCAAUCGCAGCGGGAUCUACCUACUGGUGUCGACGUCGACUCUAGGGAAAUUGGUGAGCAGGCGGAAUCAAUGGGUCGUAAAUGUGUCAGACUCUUUGGCCCAGACAACGUGCCACUACUGCAGGUCGGUUUCCAGGGCUCGGUGGAGGUCGACACUGCUUUCACAGUGCGUUUAGCAAGCCUGGAGGACUUUAAAAACACCGUCUCUCCGAAGACAUGGACUGCUGUUCAGCAAUACGCAGCUGAUCUGAAAAAAAGAAAAGUCAGAACCGCCUUCUUCAACGCAACUCCUCAAGGCGGAGGCGUGGCACUCAUGAGACACGCCCUCAUGAGACUGUUCCAUGCCCUAGGCACAGAAUUUUCCUGGUACGUCCCCAAACCACGCCCCGGCGUCUUCCGCAUCACCAAAACAAACCACAACAUCCUCCAAGGCGUUUCCAAGCCCAACGAACGCCUCAGCGCAAAAGAUCACGACCAAGUCACCGACUGGAUCCUCGAAAACGCAAAACGCUACUGGCUCUCCCGCGAAGGACCCCUGCAACCACCCUCCGAAGGAGGCGCCCAUAUCAUCAUCGUUGACGAUCCGCAAAUGGCACCGUUGAUCCCGAUCGCUAAGCAACUGGCUCCUGAUCGGCCGGUUAUUUUCCGCAGUCAUAUUCAUAUUCGCAGUGACUUGAUCGCGACGCCAGGUUCACCGCAGGCGGAGGUUUGGGAGAAACUUUGGGAGAGUAUCAAGCUCGCGGAUAUAUUCAUCAGUCAUCCUGUUAGUUCGUUUGUGCCGAGGAAUAUCCCGAAGCAGAUUAUUGGAUAUAUGCCUGCUUCGACGGAUUGGCUUGACGGCCUGAACAAAAACAUGAGCGACUGGGACGCCGCAUUCUACGGCCGCGCCUUCAAUUCCUGGUGUCGCAACUCUGGCAUGCCCGCUAUCAACCAUCCAGAGGACAAAUACAUUGUCCAAAUCGCCCGCUUCGACCCAAGCAAGGGCAUCCUCGACGCAGUAGAAUCCUACAAGAAAUUCCACGACCACCUCACAAAAACACACCCCCAAACACCGCCCCCGAAGCUCCUCCUUGCAGGACACGGAUCCGUCGAUGACCCGGACGGUAGUCUAAUCUACGAUCAGGUAGUGUCUCACAUCGAAGAGGAUAUCCCGCACCUGCGCGAUCAGAUUUGCGUUAUGAGACUUAGGCCUAGUGACCAAGUUCUCAACGCUCUGUUAUCAAAGUCGAAAAUCGUACUACAACUGUCCAGAAGAGAAGGCUUCGAGAUUAAGGUUUCUGAGGCGGCACAUAAAGGCAAACCCGUCAUCGUGACCCGUGCGGGCGGAUUACCGUUGCAAGUCAAAAACAAUGAAAGCGGCUUCCUCGUCGACGUCGGAGACACAGACGCCGUUGCGCAGCGGCUCUACGAACUCUGGACAGAUGAGGAGUUGUAUAAGCGGAUGAGCGAGUAUGCGAUUGCGCACGUGUCGGAUGAAGUGAGUACGGUGGGGAAUGCAGUGAGUUGGUUGUAUUUGGCCUGUGAAUUGUCGAAAGGGGGUAGAGUUGAGCCGAAUGGGGCGUGGAUUAAUGAUUUAGCGAGGAGGGGGGCUGGGCAGGAGUAUGAGACUGGGGAGUCGAGGUUGUUGAGGGUUGUGGAGGUUGAGAAGAUGGGUUAG